Molecule: messenger RNA, 1020 nt
Organism: Symbiodinium natans
Lineage: Eukaryota; Dinophyceae; Suessiales; Symbiodiniaceae
Source: the annotation of a GenBank genome assembly
AUGCCAAGGCCUCGGGCCAUUGCUCACUUGGACCUGGACUGCUUCUACGUGCAGGUGGAGCAGCGCCGCCUGAACCUGGGCCAGCCGCCAUGGACUGCCAGGGAUUCCCCCCCUGCCGCGGUCCAACAGUGGGAUGGCCUCAUUGCGGUCAACUAUGCCGCUCGCGCACAUGGCGUCAAGCGCGGCAUGCGGGCAGCAGAGGCUUCGCAUUUAUGUCCUGGCAUCGUCCUUGUUCAUGUCGAGACGAUCAGCGAGGGAGCCGAGGAGAUGAUGGGCAAUGCAGCAGACAGAGCAGCGCCAGAUCGACGCACGCAAAAGGCUUGCCUUCGCAGAUACCGUCAAGCAUCUGACGAAGUCCUCGCUGUGGUCCAGAGGUCCGCGGCAAGGUGUGAGAUGGCAUCCAUCGAUGAAGCGUACAUAGAUUUGACCGACGAGGCGACCCAGCUCCUGGGAGGAUCGACGGACCUUUCAUCCAUUGCUGCGACAUCAGCUUGCCCCAGCGGGACUUCCCUGGACCUUGCUGCAGACUCCCAUCUCCUGGCAGCAGCGCAUUUGGUACAGCAGCUUCGAGACGAAAUCUUCAAAGAGACAGGUUUCACCGUCUCUGCCGGAAUAGCAGAGACCAAGCUUGUGGCUAAGCUGGGGUCAGCAUGUCACAAGCCCAACCGCCAGACCAUCGUUCCCAACUCAGGUGUUCUGUCCUUCAUGGCCUCUGUACAGAUCAAAGACCUGCGUGGGCUUGGAGGCAAGCUCGGACAGAAGCUCCUGGGCGCCUUGAGACUGGAACCUGAGGCUCCGAGUGCUGAGCUUCAGAAGGCCUUGACGGGGGGGCUUAGUGGGUGGUUUCACUUCCGGAGCUUCAACGUCUUCUUGGUGAACAGCCACUCCGGCAUGUUGCGGCAUGUUGCGGCAUGUUGCUCUCGCCGACUGGUCCGGACAAGCGACCCGCCAGGUCGGCUGCCUUUGUCCAUCGCCUAUGUCGAGGCGGAGACAGCGACGAAGUCCGAGCUGGAGAGAUGA